CUCGUGCCUCGAGGAAUGUCGGCAUUCCUCAGUGUACCCCCAGCCUAAACCACCCUGUCGCUCCUCACUUGGUCGGAGGCUGUGCUAAGGAUUGGAAGGCAUUAAGAUAAGAUGGUUUACACGCGUCCGGUCACCGUACCGUAUCCAACAAUAUGGCGCCGAUUCACGGUACAGCGGCGUGACGUCACGCAUCAUCUCCGUGUGCAAGACUUGACUGAAGAGCUCCUAGAGCCAGCUGUUCAGUUGUUGAAGACAUACUUCACCAGAGACGAGCCGCCUUGCAAACGUAUUGAUAUCAACAGCCAUCCAAACGCAGUAGCCGAGCUGGUGAAUCUCUGGAGAACCACGAUCAAGGACCAGGUGUCUCUGGUCUGCGUGGAAGAUAAAGAUAAUCCUGAGAUAAUUGGCGUCAAUGUGCUGACUGUUGUCAGCAAGGAUGACAAGGAGGAGCCGUUUCAGACGGACGAUGAAGUCUGGGCCAAGCUGUUCGGUGCAGUCGACCUGGUCUCCCGCAGUGUGGACGUCUUCGCCAAAUUCGGAGUGGACCAGUACCUGACUGCGUACGGGCUGGUGGUGGACCCUGAGUGGAGGGGCUGCAAGAUUGGGAAGGAGAUACUGGAAGCCAGGAUACCUCUCUGCAAAGCCCUGGGCAUCAAGGUGACAGUUACAGUCUUCACCGCAGCCGCGUCCCAGGCAGUGGCGAUGAAAGCUGGCUUUCAUGACCUCUUCGAAAUAACGUAUGAGGAGCUUGCAAGUAAAGGUUUUGUGUUCCCAGGCGUGGAACUGGAGACCAGGUCUUCUAAGCUCAUGGCUUUAGUUGUUGAGUAGGCUUUACAGAGGAUCUCGUUGUGAUCUUAAGCUUGCAUGCUGCACGCUUUUAAAUAUGUACUUAAGUUAUUUAUCUACCCUGUUACAUUUGGUGACCUUGGUGGCGCAGUGGUAAAGUUCUUGCCACUGAACCGAGAGGUCCCGGGUUCGAUCCCCGGUCGGGUCAUGAUGGAAAAUGAUCUUUUUCUGAUUGGCCCGGGUCUUGGACGUUUAUCUAUAUAUGUAUUUGUUAUAAAAUAUAGUAUCGUUGAGUUAGUAUUCCAUAACACAAGUCUCGAACUCACUUUGGGCCUAGCUCAAUCUGUGUGAUUCGUCCUAAUAUAUUUAUUUAUUUAUUAUUCUUACAAGAUAUACCUACGAGCACACUAGAGUCACCAUCAUAUUUUUGUAAAUUCUUUUUGUUUACAUUUAGCGGGUUUCGUGUUAUGUAAAAAAUUGUAACCCAGGUUCUACACUAUCGUCGAACAGUUUGCCAAACUUUGGCGGAUUCUGUAUAGGUACUUUGCUGGUUUUUCAUCGCGGUACAUUAAAUCGCUUAUACUAACUACGCAGUUCGCGCAUUCGCGUCGGCAUUCGUUUGAGUUCGGCGACAUUCCACAUUAUAAUGUAGUGUAGAGUAGAUCGUACAUUGACUGGUUGUUAAAUCAUGAAUUAAAUUGUUUUUUUGAACAUAAUAAUGUUGUUAUAUACUCUCAAAAUAAUGUUUUCAUUUAUUGUAAUAAAAUUUUGACAAUGUUGAAUUUCGAAAUAUUUUAAUUACUGUUUUGUUUGUGGCCUGUGUACUUUAUGUAUUAUUAUUUAGUAUGGAAUUGAAAAGUAUUAUUUCAUGAUCUCAAGUAAUUUUAAGGAAACAUAUCAUUUUAGUUUUUAAGUAAUGUUGCUGAAAUCGUUAUUUACCAUGUAACUAUGUUCCUACAAACUAAAUGUUUCGACUGUACUUAAAGCGAAUAAAAAUAUU
Plodia interpunctella (Indianmeal moth) is the source of this 1786-nucleotide messenger RNA. RefSeq lists its product as uncharacterized. The record is from RefSeq and is a predicted model, not a curated record. Gene Ontology annotation, molecular function: N-acetyltransferase activity. The coding region runs from base 112 to 828 and encodes 238 amino acids. Lineage: Eukaryota; Metazoa; Arthropoda; Insecta; Lepidoptera; Pyralidae. The transcript has 5 exons.